AUUGGAGGAAAUGUUAAAUCAAGGAGUAAUUGAGGAAUCCCAUAGUCCCUGGACCUCUCCUGCAGUUUUGGUCAGGAAGAAGGAUGGACUCAGAUUUUGUGUCGAUUAUCGAAAAUUAAAUGAUGUCACGGUAAAAGAUUCUUAUCCUCUACCUAGAAUAGACGAUAUUCUCGACCAUUUAUCAGGUAAUUCUUGGUUUACUACUUUAGAUUUAAAAAGCGGUUACUGGCAAAUUAAAAUUCGUGAAGAAGAUAAAGAAAAGACUGCUUUUUCCGUCGGGAAUGGUUUAUGGCAAUUUACUGUUAUGCCUUUUGGUUUGUGUAACGCCCCUGCGACUUUCGAGCGAGUAAUGGAAAAAAUUUUAAAAGGAUUGCUUUAUAAAGUUUGUUUAGUCUAUUUAGAUGACGUAAUUAACUGUGUAUAUUGUGAGAAAAUUGAGAGGAAGUUUUUGGAGGAACCUCCGAAUUUGGUAGCUCGAAUAAUUCUUGCAGGAGAAACUUUGAAGGAAUGGAAAGCCGAUCAAAGAAGAGAUCUUGAUCUUUCGAUGGUUAUCCAAGCAAAAGAAAUUGGAAGACAUCCAUCUCGCUCGGAAUUCCCACCUGAGGGAAAUCCUGCACGUUUGUAUUGGUUUUAUUGGGAUUCUCUGGUUUUACAAGAUGGAAUUCUUUACAAGAUUUGGGAAGCACCGAAUUUAAAAUCGAGGAUUUUUCAAUUAAUUGUUCCCAAGAACCGUAGAGAAGAAAUUUUAAGGGCAGCUCAUGACUCUUCUUCUGGUGGUCAUUUCGGGAUUAAUAAGACCUUGGAAAAGAUUCGAAAACGUUUCUUUGGGCUUCUUGUAAACAAGAUGUCGAAAAUUGGUGCAAAACAUGUGAAAGCGAGAACAAUAGCCGAAGUUUUCGUCGAUCAAGUUGUUUCCCGUCAUGGAGUUCCCGUAGAAAUUCACACCGAUCAAGGAGUGAGAAAGACGCGUACAACUGCUUUACAUCCUCAAUCUGAUGGGCAAGUUGAGCCUUACAGAACUUCUAAACAUGAAAUUACUGGAGUUACUCCUGCUGAACUAUAUUUUGCAAGAGAUCUAAGACUUCCAUUAGAUUUAUUUUUAGGAAAUCCUCCAAAAACAUCGUCGCAGACUAGGAGUCGGUAUAUUGAGAAUUUGAAGAGUAGAUUAACGGAAAUUCAGAAGAAAGCGAGAGAUAGGAUGAAAGUAAAAUCUUUGCGAGUAAAAUCCUGGUAUGACUCGAAAGCCAGAUCUAGUCUUUUUGAGAUAGGAGAAAAAGUUUGGUUGUUUAAUCCUCGAAGAAAACCUGGAAGGUCUCCUAAAUUGCAGA
Molecule: messenger RNA, 1328 nt
Organism: Monomorium pharaonis (pharaoh ant)
Lineage: Eukaryota; Metazoa; Arthropoda; Insecta; Hymenoptera; Formicidae
Source: RefSeq, a predicted model, not a curated record